AUAACCCUGAUUACUUCCCAAAAUACCAUUUGCGAAAGCGAAAGUAGGUUGCAGCUUCUGCUUGGACUGGAAUCGAUCCCUUCACGCCUACAAGAUCCGUCUUCGGUUAAGAGCGGAAUUGUGGCAGCCAUUAUGGCAGACGAAUGGUCUUCACCACCGAUCUGCAGCAAGCAGGGUAAAAGUUCUAGAAAAAAUAGAGAAGAUCUUGGAUCUCCUGAAAAGCAGGUUGCUGAAGAUUUCUCUGUGGAAAGUAUUUGCACAGCGGUAAAGGUGAAGAUAGUGAAACUGGAAGAUGAGGAAAAAGAGAAAAUGAGCUUCUAUCCAAAAGGGAAUAGCAACCUUAUACAUUAUCUUUGUAAGCAUGAUUUAGCAAAUCUAGCUACGGAACAGGGCUGGAAACUCAUUCUGGAAAAGAUGGACCAAAAACUUCUUCCUAAACUCCUGAUUAAAAAAGAAGUCCCGAUUGAGAACUGUAGAGAUAAAGUCAGAGAGUUAAUUGUAAAGGCUCUUCCCAACUUACAUCAAGAGAAAUGUGACCUUUCAUCUCUGAGCAACAAGGAACCUAGCGACAGAGAAUUAGAUAACAAGGGUCCGCUACAACAAGCUCUUGCUUGUCUUGUUCCAUUGAUCAAAGCUGGUCAAAAUCAGGCUGAUGUUCUGUAUGACAAGGAUUUGAAUUGUCUGAUCAUAACAGGCCCUACAGAAACUGUCAAACAGUUACACAUGGAGGCAAAGGUCAAGUUGUACAGUGUUACCAUGGAGACAGUUUUAGAGUCUCCAUCACAUGGAUGUUUGUUGAGGACAUUUAGGGUCAUUGAUAAACUGAGAGGUCAGUAUCAUGGUCUCACAGUGGUUGUACAGGAUUGCAACACAAAAGUGACAUGGACAGGAACUGAAGAGAACAUCAGAGGUGGUCGAGAAGAGAUGGAGAAGUUUGUUAGAGAAAUUAAAGCGAACACAUUCCAUGUUUCUAAGGUGAUGAAGAAGCUGCUGUUGACACCAGAGAUAAAACACUACAUUGAUAAUGUACUACAGAGGGACGGUAUCACUUGUGUAUGGCAGGUUACUGAAACCAGACAAGUUCAAGUUUGGUCAAUGCAGGCUUCAUCUUCCAAGCGUGUUGGGCUCAAAAUUAGAGAAAAUUUCAAAGAAGAGGCAUUCUUGGUAAAGGACUUUCCUUUAAUUUCAAAGCUUUCAAAAUUAGGCUUUGGUCUUGGUACCGCAGAUAUGAAUCAUUUUUCAGUGGAAGAGACCUCGGACACAGUCCACGUAGCUGCAAAGUCUGGUACCAUGCAGAAGAUUUACCAGUAUUUGCAAGAUUUGGAGGAUCAACCAACUCCUGGAAAACAGCCAUCAGUCAACCAAGAGGGAGAUAACUCAGAGAAGACAACAAGUGGCUGUACUAUAGAAGUACGAGGGAUGGACAAACUAACAUCAAACGACACUGUAGAACUCUACUUUGAAAGUAAAAGAGCAGUGGGUCGUCCAGUUGACAUUGAAAACUUUGAUGCAUCAAAAAGAGAGAAAGACGGCGUCAUCUUCAUUACAUAUGAAAAUGAGGAAGAUGCACAACUUGUUCUUGGGAGACAGCACACCUUGGACAAGUCCUCCUUGACUGUGAGAUUGUUUGAGGCCCUGGAACCUGUACCUGAUCCUUUAUUUUACCAGGAGAAGGUUUUCUUCAGGAAUAUGAAUUCAAACACAACACAAAAAAUGCUCGAGAAUUUUCUGAAAUCAAAGGUCAAUGUGUUUCCAAUAGAAUUUUUAUAUGGAGAAGAGGAGGGUGCAGUCUUGGUUACAUUUGAUGGUUCUGCAGAUUUUGAAAAAUUGAAGAAUGCCUGUCAGAAUUCACCACUAGAAAACUGUCUGCUGGAGGCAAAGAGGGUUCCAGUAUCUCAGAGUGUCCUUGUCAGUGGGGUCGGAAAACGUACAAGUCUGAACACCUUGAAAUUUUAUUUUGAGAAUAGCCGCAGAAGCGGUGAUAGUGAUGUCACUGAGGUCAAGGAGAUAUCUGACGGAUACUUUCUCGCCAUCUUUAAAGAUCCUGAAGUGAUAGACAGAGUCUGCCAGAGAACACACAAAUUGGAUGGGAAAACGCUCACUGUGCAGACUUACCAUGAAAUGCUGGGCCACAGGGUCAGCCACACAGGACCGACCUUUAAGGUUCCUUGCCCCUUGGUUAUUAAAGAUGCUGACCAAAAUAAAGUCCAGCACCUCAUGUCAUCUGACAUGACAAAACUGGAAAAACAGUUAAAUGACCAUCACACAAAACUACAUUGGCCAGGAGACAUUCCUGGGCACCUGAAGCUGGAGUGCCUGUUAACAGAGGAUGUGGUGGACAGCAAUAGGCUUGUCAUUUCCUGGGAGGAGGUGGUUCGAAAUAUUCUGAGCAAUUUUCUGGCUAAGGCACGGGAUUUAAAAGCUCAAGUUGUCGUGACAUCCCCAGAUGUCGCGGGAUCAACAAAAGACUCUUCAGCGAAGGAUGGUGGUACUGAACAUGAUGGUGGGGGCAGGAUGACCAAGGGUGGACACAAGACAGGUGGACCUUGUGAUACGAUUAUUAAACACACCACUGGACAGAACGACAAACUAUACAAGGCAGAUGACGCAUGGAAACCAAGGAAGAGCAUAGAAAAGAUACAUGAUCCAGAAGAGAAGAAAACAGAAGUCUUGUAUAAAAAGGUACGUGGUAUCUUGAACAAGUUGUCUCGACAAAAUUUUCAAACUCUGGUUAAACAGAUGAGUGAGCUGGAGAUUGACACAGAGGAGAGGCUGUUUGGAGUCGUAAACCAAGUUUACGUUUUGGCUGUUGGUGACCCAAGAUUUGUAGUAGCUUACGCAAGCAUGUGCAGAUAUCUUGCAAUGAUCAAAGUACCCAGCAAAACAAAGCCAGGUGAAUUUGUCAAUUUCCGUGUAAUUCUCUUAACCAAAUGUCAGAAGGCGUUUGAGAAAGACGAAGACACCAAAAAGGAAAUGGAAAGAAGGCAGAAAGAAAUCAAGGAGGCCAAGUUGCAGGUGGAAGACAAAGAAAAGCUGAUGGCUGAUUUAGAAUAUAAAGAACGUCAAGUCAGGAAACGAUCUUUAGGAAAUUGUAGGUUCAUUGGGGAAUUAUUUAAAUUGAAAAUGUUAACUGAGAACAUUAUGCAUUAUUGUGUGCUUAAAAUGCUCAAAGUUAAAGAUUCAGUAAGCCUAGAAAACCUUUGUGUCCUUUUAACUACCAUCGGAAAAGAAUUGGACACGGAUAAAGCCAAGCCACGGAUGGAGCAGUACUUUCAAGUAAUGAAUAAGAUCGCCAGAGAUAAGAAGAGAUCUCCCAAAGAGAGAUUCUUAUUAAUGGACGUGAUUGAAUUAAGAAUGAAUCGCUGGGUUCCAAGGAAAGAUGAACACAAUAACCCUAAAUCUCAGGACCAGCCACCAAAGAUAAAAAAGAGAUUAAUCAUAAGCCAGCGAGCAUUUAAAGUGCGACUUGUUAACAAAGACGGUGUCCAGGAACUGCCAAUGUUAAAACCAUGCACAACCUGCGGAAAUUUAGCAUAGACCAAACCUCAAUAUGGGACAAAGUUCAUUCAUCACUUUUUGUGAGAAACCAUGCUUGCUCGAUCUUACCUGUAUAUCAGUGACUGAGGUCAGGUAGACAUACUUCAAUGAACCGAGCUCCGAGCCAUCAAUCUCUAAUAUCAGCAGUGUGUGAAAACGGAGCAUGAUCAAUGGUUGGCGAUCAUCAUAGAAGAAAGUGUGAAGUGGAGCAUUGUAAGAACAAGUGUUUCGUGUGGAGGACACAUCAGUGUGAUGCUAUGUCAAAGUGCUCUAACAUAAGAUAGAAGAUUUUAUCAAUAAAUGGAUACCAUUCUGUACAUUAAAGUGCUGUCAUCUUUAUCACAUAAAUUUGUUUGUAAUAAAAAUCAAAAUUAA
Molecule: messenger RNA, 3912 nt
Organism: Mizuhopecten yessoensis (Yesso scallop)
Lineage: Eukaryota; Metazoa; Mollusca; Bivalvia; Pectinida; Pectinidae
Exons: 17
Coding region: 133-3537 (1134 amino acids)
Cellular component (GO): eukaryotic translation initiation factor 4F complex
Molecular function (GO): mRNA binding; translation initiation factor activity; protein binding
Source: RefSeq, a predicted model, not a curated record